Messenger RNA from Xiphias gladius (swordfish), 4658 nucleotides. RefSeq names its product solute carrier family 13 member 2-like. The record is from RefSeq and is a predicted model, not a curated record. Gene Ontology annotation, molecular function: transmembrane transporter activity. Gene Ontology annotation, cellular component: membrane. The transcript has 12 exons. NCBI's taxonomy places the organism in Eukaryota, Metazoa, Chordata, Actinopteri, Istiophoriformes, Xiphiidae. Bases 943 to 2730 code for a protein of 595 amino acids. Gene Ontology annotation, biological process: monoatomic anion transmembrane transport.
ACAAGUGUUUAUAUGCUUUUUUUUUUAACUCUGAAAGUACUUUCCCUGUUCUGUAACUGUCAGGGACUUUCACCUUAAGAGUAAUUAAAUACAAACUCAGGAUCGUCUGAAGUGAUAAAACACCAAUCAUCCAUCUCUUUCCUGCGAUACUCCUUCCAUCUUUUCACGUUACGCUUAUACACACAGUGGGAGGAUGAUCUGGUUUGUCUACAUGUCAGCCACUGGUAGGCCAAUCAUUGGAAUCACAGUGUUGUCUUUCUAUUAGUUACACCCACAUGAGUUAUGUAAAAGGCCUUCAGCCCUGUUAUCUAAUGAAACUUUGGGGUUUUUUUUUACAGAUGGCCCUUUCCUCCUCCUUCUGCAAGACAUGGACAACAACACACUUGUCACUUUGUAGUUCCUAUUAGUCAGAUUCAGGGGUUAUGUUUUUAUUUGGUUUAUUUUGGAUUGAAACAUCUUAAGACAUCCUUGUUACCUGAUGCUAUGUAUCUUGCUCACUUUGGCAAUUAUGGAUAAAGCCUUAUUUAAUCUCCCCCAAUCUCCCAUUACUGCAUCAAGUGCCUGUAGGUAGGAAAUAAUGUGAAUGUCUUUGUUUUGAUGUAUUACACCUGUGAUAGGCCUUUUAAUAAUCAAUUUUUUUUUAAUCUUUUACACCUGACGCAGACAAAACAGUUGCCACAUUUUAGUCAAGAUCAAAAAGAUGAGUUUUUCUGUAGAUUAUUGCCCCUGAUUGCUUAACUUAUCCGCCCCCUUCUAAUCACAUGGAAACACACCCUCUACAUGCAAACCCCUUACUCUAAAGUUAAUUUUUAAUCUAUUUUCAGUAUAUACCGGUAUAUAAACUGUGACUAUAUAUGUUCUUCUUGAUGGAAUGGUGGUGACACUAAUUAAAUUUUCUCUCUGACUCUCCAAUACUUUGAUUUCCAUCACACCUUGUGGAUCAUGGCUGGAUAUCUUACAUGGCUGUGGAGGUAUAGGAAUUACAUUGUGAUAGUCCUGACACCUCUUCUUCUUCUGCCUCUGCCACUGAUCAUCCUGACCCCGGAAGCAAAAUGUGGCUUUGUGAUAAUCCUCAUGGCGCUGUACUGGUGUACAGAGUGUAUCCCUCUGGCUGUGACCGCCCUGCUGCCUGUCGUUCUGUUCCCCAUGAUGGGCAUCAUGGAGUCAGGCGAGGUUUGUAUCCAGUACCUGAAAGACUCCAACAUGCUCUUUGUUGGGGGGCUGCUGGUGGCCAUUGCUGUAGAGCACUGGAACCUACACAGGAGGAUUGCCCUUCAAGUUUUGCUUAUUGUAGGGGUGAAGCCAUCUCUUCUGAUGAUUGGUUUCAUGAGCACCACAGCCUUUCUGUCCAUGUGGAUCAGUAACACAGCCUCUACAGCCAUGAUGCUGCCCAUUGCAAACGCUGUGCUGCAGCAGCUGUCUGACACAGAGGCCAACGCUGAAGAGAGGGAUUAUAGUCUGACUGCUGCAAAGGAUGGUCAGGAAAACCAGGCAUUUGAGAUGGGUGACCCUAAAGAAAGUAUUGAUAAGGAGCUCAAACCAAAGGACAGCAGCAUCAACAUGGGCCUCAGCUCUGUCCCUCCAGAGGUUUGUGAGAGGAGUCAUGAGGCGGAGCAGCGAAGACUGAAGAGGGAGGAGAAGUACACAAAGCUGUCAAAAGGCAUGAGCCUGAGUGUUUGUUACGCUGCCAGCAUUGGAGGGACAGCCACCCUCACUGGAACCACACCCAAUGUCAUCCUGAAGGGCCAGAUCGAUGAACUCUUCCCAGAUAAUGGAGGCAUAAUCAAUUUUGCAAGUUGGUUUGGCUUCUCAUUCCCCAACAUGGUGCUAAUGCUCGCUCUGUCUUGGCUGUGGCUGCAGUUUAUGUUUUUGGGCUUCAACUUGAGAAAGUCCUUUGGUUGUGGCACAAAGAAUAAUGGUGACAGGGAAGCUUACCAGGUAAUCAAAGAUGAGUACAAAACGUUGGGCAGGAUGGGCUUCGCGGAGGGCUGUGUGCUGGUUAUCUUCACGUUGCUGGUUCUUCUGUGGUUUACCAGGGAGCCUGGGUUCAUACCAGGCUGGGCCACUGUGCUGUUCAACAAAGACAAGGAGUAUGUCACAGAUGGCACUGUGGCCAUAUUAAUGUCAGCACUCUUCUUCUGUAUCCCGUCCAAUUUGCCCAGAUGCUGGGGGACAUCCAGUGAUGGGGCCCCAGCUGAAGCCGCUUCACCUCUGCUUAGUUGGGACAUCGUCCAUGAAAAGAUGCCUUGGAACAUCCUUUUACUUCUGGGAGGAGGUUUUGCAUUGGCCCAUGGAAGUGAGAAAUCUGGACUUUCUGAGUGGCUGGGAGAAAGUCUCAUCCCUCUGCAGAACAUCCCUCCUUUUGCCAUCUCCAUCCUGCUGUGUCUGCUGGUGGCCAUGUUCACCGAAUGUUCCAGCAACACCGCCACCACCACUCUCUUUCUGCCAAUACUGGCCUCCAUGGCCACCUCCAUUAAGAUACACCCGCUGUACGUCAUGUUUCCCUGCACCAUCGCUGCCUCGCUGGCUUUCAUGCUGCCUGUGGCCACUCCACCCAAUGCCAUCGCCUUCUCCUAUGGCAACCUUAAAGUUAUGGACAUGGCCAAGGCUGGAUUCAUUCUGAACUUUCUUGGAGUCAUAACCAUCAACAUUGCCGUAAACACGUGGGGUGUGGCGAUGUUCCAGCUAAAUACCUUUCCAAGUUGGGCUAAUGUCACCAAAACACCUUGAAUAUGAUCCCAGGAAAACUGUAAACAGAGGAGAAAGAGGGGAAGAUGAACAGUAUCUGCUUAUCUAUCAGGAUUCUGCCACUGGAGGACUGGGCUGACAGCUCCCCUGUAUAUUCCAGCCAGUAGCCUGAUGUGCACCAAGGCCUGUCCUUGAGUGCUGAUAUGGGUUUUUCUAUGCAGCUUUCAGUCUCAUAUCCUGCCUCACAUUGUGAUGUUGCUCAGAAACCAGCUGGUCAUGCUGACUGGAGACACUGCAGAACCAUUAGCUGAUACUUUGACUAAACUGAGUUCAGCUCAUUUAGACAAAUCAUCUACAAAGCAGAUCAGAUCAUUUUAUCUCCAAGAUUAAUGUUUUGUUUUUCACCUACAAGACAUAAUAUUUAAAAACAAGUGUUUAUGCUAGCAGACUAUGAUAAGAAAUAUAUAUUGUGGCAAAACUUUGUUCUCAUUGCACCUGUAAUAAACAGAGUUACACAAUCCUAAUAUAAUAAACUAAAAUUUAACCAAAAAAAACAAACGAACAAAAAAAAACAACCAAAAAAACAUCAAUGAAAACACUUUAAUUAUUCAGAUUAAUUUGUGUUGGUUGUCAAUGACAGAAUAUUCAGUUUCCAAGAAAAUAAAUAUUUGGAAUAGGGAUGCUGCAGGUUCAAGGGUAUACUGUAGUUUUUAACUGUUAAAUUUGAUGAUGGGCUCAAAUCUCAUUGCCAUCGAUAGGAUUACGACCACUGGGUCCCCAAUUGAUUUAAGGAGAUCCAAGAGGAUAGAAGGCAAAUCCCUUCAAGUUUCAAUGUGGGAGGAAUGCAAAAUGAUGGGAGGUAAGGGAAAUCAAUUCUAGGAAACUGCCUGAAAACAUUUGAUUGAACUCCUUGGCAGAGGUCCGAAUAUCAGCUGUAUGUGAAGGCCUGGAGCAAAAGGGAUUUUAAAAUCAUGAAUCUACAGUACACAGAGGUCAUAAGAGUAAGCAGUUAUAAAAUCAAAACCAUUUUUGUUUAAUCUAGCUACCAUUCUUCUGGUAAAGACAGAAAAGACAACAUCACGCAAAGGAAAAACUAUCACUCUCUCUCCUGUUAAAUUGGUUCUCACAGUAACGGAAGUUAUUAAAGGUGUGAUGGAUGUCUAAUAUCAGAGGUAAGACAGUAUUUUUAUAUCAGGAUAUCUUCUGCCUUACUCUUGUGUACUUCAGUUCUUUUUCUUCACAUGAUGUGAGUGGGUUUUAUGUCUGUCAAGUUCCACUUGUAAUGUUAUGAUGCUGCAGUACAUUUUCAGCUUAAAAGCUCAGGUGGAUUGUUAGUAUUUGGUCUAAGUCUCAGGUUACUGAACCUGAGCAAUUAAUAGCAAGAUCUGAAUCUAUAUGUAGCUAACCAUCUGCAAUCCUCAUACUCCCUGGAAAGCUUUACCACUUGAUUGUACUAGCAUUUCUCAAUGUGUUUUUUAAUAAGGGCCCUGAAUCAGUGAUGAAAUAGUAAUUGUGAAUAUGACAUACUGAGAGCUUUCAUUUUGGAGAGACAGCUGCACAUGUUGUUAUGAAAUUUCCCUGGGACAGACAAAAUAAUUGCUGAAUGUGUAUAUACCUCACCCUGAUGCGUGAGGUAUUCAGUGAUAAAUCUCACUGCCUCUCGCUGCCUCAGGGAGUUUCCUCAGUUUUCAAAAGACACUCAUAAAUCACUCUCUCUGAUUACAUAAAAUAUGGAAUUAGAUCUUACACUCAUCCUCUGCUUUAUGAAUGCUUUUAAUGAGAGAAAAAUCAUUGAAAUUGUUAUGAAUCUAAUGAAAACAAUUAAAAUGGACUGACGAACGCCGCUUCAUAGAUUUAAGAGAGGGGUCGUGAGACAACACAAUAAGAAAGCAAAACAGGCAUAUUUCUGCUUCACCAAAAUCAGGGUUUUUUUUUUAAAUAGUUUCAGACUUUAUUAUGGUCAGGCUUAU